AUGAUCUCUGAUAUGGACUCUCCAAUGAUGUGCUGUGAUGAGCAAUGCACUACCCACGAAAUGCCUCCAUCCCAAUAUGAAGAUUCUGGCCUUGCGAUCGAUCAGCUUUCAGCAGUGUUGCGAACUGAACAGACUUACGCCGUACCACAAAUUCCCUGCACAGCGGCAAUGGGACCAAUCAGCUCCCUUCCCUACGGGGAAUGGCGCCGAAAAAUAUGCCAAUGGUGUUUCAAGGUUGUGGAUCACUUUCAGCUGGAUCGUGAGGUUGUUUCGUCAGGAAUGAACAUUUUUGAUCGUUACCUGGCUUCGCGGCCAAGACCUUGCGAAGCCGGUGGGUGUGCUUGCCCAGCAUGCCAAAAGAAUAUUGACAGCAGACUUUUCCAGCUUGCUGCCAUGACAUCGCUCUACAUCGCCAUGAAGAUGUAUUCCGAUAGCCGAAGGGAUUCUCCCUACCGCAACUUGAGACUUUCCGCAUUUGUGGAGCUUUCUCGAGGCCAGUUUACGGCCAAUGAUAUCUCUGAGAUGGAACAAUCCAUCUUGAAGGACCUAAAAUGGAAAGUGAAUCCUCCUACCCCCAUGACUGUGGUCCCAUACCUACUUCAGGUUAUGCCAACCAGACCAAUGUCUCCUUCUCUAAGACAACGAUCUGAUUUGGUCUUGCACGUGCUACAUGAACUUGCUCGAUACAUGUCUGAGCUAUCGGUUUGCCUUGGAAGCUCAUCCUUCCAAUACUCGCCAUCGCAAGUUGCCUUUGCAUCAAUCCUUGUUUCGAUGGAUCUCUUGACCCUUCAUGCUCUCCCAAUGAGCAUGAGACAAGAGUUCCUUGAAUCGGCAAUGAAGAUCUCUCGUUUCUCGGGAGGAACUAUUCUUUCUCCACAUGAUAGCGCCAUCAUCACUUUGCAAGCGCGUCUUCGACAAUCUUUUUGGCCAGAAAUGUUGAUUGAUGACCAAGAGUGUGUCGACCCAGGGCAUCCUAUUUUCAUGGCCCGUGAAUACGGUCUGUUGGAUAUUGCUACACUUGCAUCACCUCAAAGUAAAUGGACAACUACCGAAGUCAAUGUACACGGAUCACCUGUAUCUGUGCGGGGGGGAUUUUAA
Messenger RNA from Cylindrotheca closterium, 1098 nucleotides. The record is from the annotation of a GenBank genome assembly. Lineage: Eukaryota; Bacillariophyta; Bacillariophyceae; Bacillariales; Bacillariaceae.